Molecule: messenger RNA, 1713 nt
Organism: Striga asiatica
Lineage: Eukaryota; Viridiplantae; Streptophyta; Magnoliopsida; Lamiales; Orobanchaceae
Source: the annotation of a GenBank genome assembly
AUUCCGCAUUACCGUCCAUCACGUAAUAAGGUCCUCUUUGGGAAAAUCGGGCCUUAUCUUCGAUUAUUGCGGGGUACUAUAUAAAAGAAAUAAAUACCUCAACUACGCAAUUUACAUUAGGAAAAAAAAACUAAAAAUCCGUUCCAAUUUGUUAAAAUGGCAGCAGCAGUGCCUUUUUUCGCAUCAUUCACUCGCUCCUCGAUCUCUACUCUCCCUCUAUCACCAAAACUAUGUUCCCACGUUAAAUCCCAUUUGCAGGACGGCCUUCGCUUUUCUCCCCUGACGACUCCUCUGAAACUUCGUGGCAUAAGCUCGAGAGGUUUCCGUAAUAGAGUUGUCUGUUACAAGGACAACACGCCUGAUGAUAAUGUCAAAAAUGAUAAAUUAUUAAAUUGGAGAAUACUAAAUCGCUGGGACGUGCCUUGGAAUUGGCAAACAAUCUCUCUGACCUCACUUGCAUGUGGAUUGAGUAUUUUAGACAGUUUUACUUUGACAGGACUAAUUGAGGCCGCAGCUUUGCAGUACUUGGGAAUUAAAAUUACAGAGUUAAGUUUGGAUGAGAAGGCAGAAAUCUUACUUCUAGAUCAAGGCAUUGCCACGACAGUCGUUCUUGCUGUGCUGUACAGCCUGACAAAAUCGUUCUCUCCCCUUCCUGAUGACAUAUACAGAUAUGACUGGAGGAACCCUUUUGAUCUCAAGAAAGGUUGGUUGCUAUAUGCUGGAGCUGGUCUUGGUGGAGCUCUAGCUGCCAUAGCCAUUACAGGGGCUGCAAUGGCAUUUUUCAAUGGUGAGACCCCACAGAGAGAGACCGAUGCUCUCGUGCUCUUGCUCCCGUUGAUUGGAUCAUCAACUGUCAGCACUGCCUGCUUGGUGGGCAUCACAGGUGUUCUUGCUCCGAUUCUCGAGGAGACAGUCUUUAGAGGGUUUUUAAUGGUCUCUCUUACCAAAUGGUUGCCCACACCAUUUGCUGUGCUUAUAAGUGCUGCAGUAUUUGCAGGAGCACAUUUCACUCCUGGAGAAUUUCCGCAGCUCUUUGUUCUUGGAACCGCUUUGGGGUUUUCUUACGCUCAAACACGCAACCUUCUGACACCAAUCACGAUUCAUGCAUUUUGGAACUCUGGAGUUAUCUUGCUUCUAACUUUCCUGCAGCUUCAAGGAUACAAUAUCAAGGAAUUGAUACAGGCAUUUUGAUUCAGAUGAGUCAGCAACCUAUUUGAACCAGCGUUUUUGUAGGUGAUCAGAUUCACAGCACAAGGACAACGUUGGAGGAUCCGAUUUAUUGGGGGAAAAAAAAUGGAAAUGUAAAAUUGGAAAUACAUGAUUCGGAAAAACAUUAACUUGAUCAAAGAAAGAAGGAAUCAAGUUCACCAAGCUUGUUCUAGAUCCUUGUACUCUGGGAUUCAAAUUAGUAGUUUCUCACCUUUUUGCAGAAGAUGACACUAUUUUAUUCUGUAAAGCUGGUGAAUACCAUGCUCAUCUCAUUCUGCAUAUUCUUAACUGUUAUGGUGUUGAUUCAGGCAGUGCAUCAAUUUGAACAAAUCUUUUGUGUUAUUUUCUUUGAACACCCCUCAUAGUUCCAAAGUGAGAAUCUGUAAUUUGUUGAAUGGCAUCCUUUGUGUAAGAUCUACCAAAAAUUUAGGGCUCCCCUUAGGUAUUGGUAGAUCUAAGAGAGCUACUUUUAAAUAUGUGAUUGAGUGUGUGAUUAAUAGAUUG